AUGGUACCCGAAAAUGCAUCACUUGAAGGCCUCCCGGAUGAGCUUCUCUUGGAGGUUCUGGUUCACCUCAGCACCAUCCGCUCCUUUGAAACGCAAUCAACAAUUGUUGACAAGAGUGAGGAGAGGGCACGUCAACGGGAAAAUCGUCUACGUCAGCUAUCACUGUUCAACCUUUGCCGCACCUCUCGCCAUCUAAAUCGUCUUGCUAUUCCUGCUCUCUAUACCGCAUUUACGGGAUUCUCGACGUGGGUUGGCCUCCGUUCUCUUAGAAGCUUCCAUGAUGAAAUAACAGCACCAAGGGGCUCCCCUGGUAAAGUCUUCACAUACGCUAGCCAUCUCCAGUAUGUAGAAAACCGAUUCACAGACGACCAAGGCAACAAUCUUUUCGCAAACCUGAACGAUCCUGGCGAGUUAUACGUGAUAAAGAAAUAUCUUUCUUUACUAGCUGGUGUCAUCAAUUCUGCCCCGAACUUACAGCACAUCAAUGUGACCAGCACCGAGACUCACACAGUCUCUUUUUGGAAACAUGUCAUAGAUGAGAAGCACUUAGGGGCUCCCCGCUUCACAUUACUUGCUGGCCACGGUCUUAGUCAGCUAGAGACCUUAUGUAUCGAGACUAAUUUCGAUGAAUAUGAUGAUGCGGAAGCCACAGAAUCACUUUUUGACAGUAUUUGUUCAGCAAUGGCAUCUGUUCCGUCGCUUUCUGAUAUUCGAGCUACCGGGGUUAUGGCGACUGGAUGCAUUGCACCAAAGAUGAUGGAUUUUGGCUAG
Messenger RNA from Bipolaris maydis ATCC 48331, 771 nucleotides. RefSeq lists its product as uncharacterized. NCBI's taxonomy places the organism in Eukaryota, Fungi, Ascomycota, Dothideomycetes, Pleosporales, Pleosporaceae. The record is from RefSeq and is a predicted model, not a curated record.